AUGGGAGUUACCGCUGAAUUAAGAGUUGCCGUCAUUGGCUGCGGAACACUGGGGACUGCAAUUGCUGCCGGUCUUCUCAGUCCAAAAGAACCGACUGAACUCAGAGUCAAGCAUCUUACGGCCACGGUUAGAACCGAACUUUCAAAACGGCGCGUUGAAGAUGCCUUAUCCCAACACUCGUCACAACUCACAGUCCUUACCGAGGAGGAAAAUGUCCGCGCAGUGCGAGAGGCAGAUUUGCCUGGCCUCGGCGAAGACGCUGCCUCAAACAGUGGACGCGCGCUUCAAUGUGUGCGUGCAAUGCCCAAUAUGGCGGCCAAGAUCCGAGAGGCUGUGACACUGUACACAGCUGGCCCCGGCACCUCGAACGAGAAUCUCGAGAUUGCGUCCUGGGUAUUCAGUCAGGUUGGGGAGGCUCAUAGAAUCCCCGAAAGCUCUUUUGACAUCUGUGCUGUUCUAGUUGGUUGUGCCGGCUCCCUGCUGCUCCUUGCGAUUGAUGGGCUACUAGAUGCUGCCGUUGCGGAGGGCGUGAAGAGACCGGAGGUGCAAAACCUGGUGGUAAACAGUGCAAUUGGGAUGAUGAAGCUGGUACCUGCUGGCGAUCACCCUAGUGUUCUGCGAGAGAAGAUUGCUUCUCCCGGAGGUUGCUCGAUCCGAGCUCUUCUGGAGUUGGAAAGGCUGGGUGUUCGCGCGGCGUUCACGACUGCCAUCAUGGCGGCAGCGGAGAAGUCUAAACGCAUUUGGGGCUGGAAUGGUAAUUUGACAACUUUCUUAGGCCAUAUCGGCAGAGCUCUACUUGGAGUUCUACUUCCAUGGGUCGCCCGACCUGGCAGUCCAAUUUCUGAGGUCACCGUUGCUCUUAGGCGUAAAGAAUCGGAAGCCCGACUUCGCGACCUGUGCCGCAGCAGUCAGGCACCAGUGAACAUUAUUUCCAACCAAAAUAUCAAUGCCGUCAAGAACGCAGACGCCAUUCUUUUGGCCUUCCCCCCGGAACAGAUACGUAAGGUUCUUGAGCCGGUCGAAAUGCGACGAGCCUUAAGAGACAAAAUUAUCAUCAGCAUUCUCGCGAGAACACCUCAAGGCAAACUAAAACAACUAAUCGGAGGAAAUGACAAGACAACUGGCCUGGUGACGAAAGACAUCCGACUCGUUCGUGCAAUGCCAACCAUGGGAACCGAAGUUCAGGAAUCGGCGACUCUCAUCGGCAACCCCAGCAACCCUGCGGAGAAAGAGGCUAUGGAAUUGGCGAUGUGGAUGUUCAAUUUGGUCGGGAAGGUCUUUAAAGUCUCACCGGAUUAUUUUGACACCGCAACUGGUAUGAGUGCAUUUUGCAACGCGCUCACGACUGUAGCAUUACAAACCAUCACGCAAAAAGCUGCUGCUGAAGGUAUUCCAUUGGAGAAUGCCGUUGCUAUCGCUUCCCAGUGCAUUCGAGGAAUGGUGAGCAUGGCUUUGUCCGGAGCCAGUCCGGGGCAAUUGGAGCAUUCAUUAUCCGCACCAGGGAGCAUAACUGGGCAGGCGAUAGCUGGGCUCAGAGAUGGCCAGCUGUCGACUCUUCUUGAAUCUUCACUUUCCGCAGCUAUUGUGAGGGCAAGAGAUGAGCAUUCAUAG
This is a messenger RNA of Aspergillus bombycis, 1611 nucleotides long. RefSeq names its product pyrroline-5-carboxylate reductase family protein. NCBI's taxonomy places the organism in Eukaryota, Fungi, Ascomycota, Eurotiomycetes, Eurotiales, Aspergillaceae. Gene Ontology annotation, biological process: L-proline biosynthetic process. The coding region runs from base 1 to 1611 and encodes 536 amino acids. Gene Ontology annotation, molecular function: pyrroline-5-carboxylate reductase activity. The record is from RefSeq and is a predicted model, not a curated record. The transcript has 4 exons.